Molecule: messenger RNA, 1245 nt
Organism: Rhodamnia argentea
Lineage: Eukaryota; Viridiplantae; Streptophyta; Magnoliopsida; Myrtales; Myrtaceae
Product: chitinase CLP-like
Exons: 1
Coding region: 1-1245 (414 amino acids)
Biological process (GO): proteolysis
Molecular function (GO): aspartic-type endopeptidase activity
Source: RefSeq, a predicted model, not a curated record
AUGCCCAAUCUUCUCCUCCUUCCGUCCCUUCUUGUUUUGACAUUAUCUUUAGAGGUUUUAGCUCCACCUCCUUAUCACACUCUUGUAGCUCCCAUCCUCAAACACACUAACGCAAACACUUCUCUCUACAGCAUCACCUUGAACUAUCACGAACAUUACGUCAUCGACGUCGAUGCUCCUUUCAACUGGUACCGGUGCCAAUUGCGUCACCCUCCUGUUGGUUGUAAUGCACCCGAGUGCGCCGUUGCUCGGAGUUACCUCUCUCCCUCGUGUCCCAUCUCCAACAACACGUACAAAUACGGCCAGUGUUAUUGCAACGACACGCCGGUGAACCCGGUCACUGGGUCUUGCGCCCUGUCUCAGUCAACCUACAACGAUCUCAUCAUAUACUGGACGAAUGGAAGAUUUCGCAUAACAGCUAUAAUCUUCAGUCACUCGUAUGUAUCGUGUGCUCCAACGUCUCUUCUACAAUCUCUCCCUAAAGAAGCGAUCGGCGUGGGUGCCUUGUCAUGGUCUUCUCUCGCUCUGUUGUCCCUGUUCACCUAUAAUGCUGGCCUUGAGGUCGCAAGGAAAUUCGCUCUUUGCCUCCCUAGCUCUAGCCGUGCUCGUGGCACGAUAUUCAUCGGUGAUGGUCCAUACUAUCUUCUUCCUCCGACGAACGCUGCAAGUGUAUUGUCCUACACUCCUUUGCGUGGAGAUUCCAUAUCGCUGGGAUAUUUUAUCAACCUCACUGGUAUAACAAUCAAUGGAAAUGCGAUAAACGUCCCUUGGGAUGCCUUUGAUUUUAACGUCAAUGGAAGCGCGAGGCUUAGUUCCAUAGUACCUUACACUACUCUUAGGAGCAACAUUUACGAUGCAUUUCUUAAGGAGUUUACGAAGGCUGUCAGAGGCAUCGCUCAAGUGAUGAAUGUCGAUCCGUUUAGCUUGUGCUUCAAUACGAGCACCAUUGGAUUGAGCCGGCAAGGGCUACGCGUGCCUCAAAUUGAUUUGAUUCUAGGAAAUGGAGAGAAAUGGACGAUCUACGGAUCGAAUUCAAUAAAGCAAGUCGAUAACGAUGUGGGGUGCCUGGCGUUUGGUGACGGAGGGAAGACAGUGAAGCAAGCAGUCGUGGUCGGGACGUAUCAAAUGGAAAAUAAUUUCUUGCUAUUUGAUUUGGAUCAAUCAAGAUUAGGGUUCAGCUCUUCCUUGUUGCCUUACGGAACUACAUGCGGUGGCUUCAAUUUUACGGUUGGAGGCAUUGUUUGA